Arabidopsis lyrata subsp. lyrata is the source of this 1121-nucleotide messenger RNA. RefSeq lists its product as uncharacterized. The record is from RefSeq and is a predicted model, not a curated record. Lineage: Eukaryota; Viridiplantae; Streptophyta; Magnoliopsida; Brassicales; Brassicaceae. The coding region runs from base 9 to 629 and encodes 206 amino acids. The transcript is spliced from 4 exons.
CGAUUAACAUGUGCACCAUUGAGAAAGCUGUUGGACAUAUGGUGGCCUGGCCAUCUAGUUUGUGUGUUAAUCUAGAAGAGGAGCUCCAACCAGAAGACAUUGCAACCCUGGGAUCAAGACCUAAUUCUGUGAACAAGUGCAAGCUACUGGAUUUGUCUUCAUAUGAUGUUGUUGUUGCAGAAGGACGUUGGCAGACACAAGAUGCCAAUGCAUUAGUUAAUGGGCUUUCUCUCGGACCAGCAGCAGUGAAAAUAUUUGUGGAUGCAGUGAUUCAACCUGAGACAUUUAUAUGGAGGCCAACGAUUGAUGUCAUGUACCUUGAGGACUGUUUACAGUCUUUUGUAGCUUGGCCUGCCAACAAAGUUGUCUUUGAAAACCAUGCAGAUGCAACAUGUCAGAAGUCUCCACUUCAUCAGGCUUCUGCAUCAACUCAUCAAACAACAACAGAAAAGGCAGCAGCAUCAGGAGGAAAAGCACCAUCAUCAGGUCCACUAAAUGCAGCAGCUGGUUAUAAGUCUUCUGUUGAGAUAUCAAAAUCCGCAGCCACAACAAAGGAACAAAAUCCGCAGCCACAGUUUCAAAAUCUCUUGUUGAGAAGUCUCCAGCAACAUGUUCAAAGCCUCCUGUAAAGAAAAGUCAGUUAGCUUCACACUCCCCUCUACGAAGAUCUCCGCGUAAAACUGGAGCUGAAGUUAUCAAGGCUAAUCAGAAGUGCAAGUUAAUGGAUAUUAGUGGAAAGAGGCGGGUGGUUGGUGAAGGACGUGUGCAUUCAAUCGACCCAGACCAAAAGGUACACCAUGUUCGCUUGGGGGCAAAUGCAGCUAGAGUUUGGGUAGAUGUAGUGAAGAUAGAUGAUGCAGCAGUUUGGAGGCCAUCAGAUGAAAUCGAGUAUAUGAGAGAUUCACUUGGUUCAUCUAUUGCAUGGCCAAUGGAUAAGUUGGUCAUCUAUUGAGUAGAUGAAGAAACUGGGGGAAUGAAGAAACUUUGGUCCAGAUUAGGUAGUUUUAAUUAGUUUAAGACUAGACUAAUCAGCUUCUGUUAUGUACUUUGGAAUCAGACUUGUUAUGUCUUUUGGAUUUAGACUUUUGUUAUGUUGAAUGAUUCUGUAUAACUUUCUAACU